GCCUCCUCCCGCCGGCCCUGGCGCACCAUCCGCAGCAGCUCCUGGACCAUGCCGACGCGCCGGUGAUAGGGGGGUAGCCCACUGCCCGCGCGCCCCGCCUUGUCCCCGGCGCGCAGCAGCAGCGACGCCCAGAAGUCGGGUCGUUCGCGGCGGGGGCCGGGCGCCGCGCCGGGGCUGGCUCUCUCCGCCAGGCUGCCCUUGGUCUGCCGAGUGCCCAUGCCGCCGCCCGCCUGGGGCUGCGCGCGCCGGGCUAAGGCCGCGUCCCCCGCCGGCUUCGCGCCUCCCCGGCCGCAACUUUGGGGGAACUGUUGCGCGCGGGAGGCGCGGGCGCGGGGCGGGGGCGGGGGCGGCUGCGGCCCGCACUCCCCUCGCUCCUCCCUCCUCGCUGCCCCGGCGCGCUCUCCCGGCGCUCGCCGCCAGCCCGUCCCGGCGCUCGCCGCCAGCCCGUCGGCCCCGCCCCGCCCCGCCGGCCGCCCCGCCCCCGCGCCGCCGCGUGUCUCCCUCCCUCUCCGGCGCCCGCUCCUUCCCGCCGCGCGGCUCUGGGCUAGGGGUGCCCGGCGCCCCCGCCCUGCUUUGUCCCUGGUGCAGCGCCCCCUGCCGGACACUGUGCUGCGCCUCUUGGGGCCCGCGGCUUCCUGGCAAAGUGGCCGUGAGCUAAGUGAUCCCACCUUGAUGUACUGCGCUGCUACAGGUCCAAAGUGACGAGGCCAGACGAGACUGAACCAAGACAAGUCUUUCAUUUCCUUAGCAUAUUUAUCCCAGUGUGGAAGGCUAGCUCUGGGGCAGCGAUUCCUUCGGAACCAUGGUGGCGUGGCUGUGGAAGGUGCUGAUGGGCGUCGGUCUCUUCGCCCUCACCCACGCGGCCUUCUCAGCUGCUCAGCAUCGCUCUCAUGCGCGACUGACAGAAAAGAAGUAUGAGCCGCUGCCGGCGGAUAUAGUUCUCCAGACCCUUUUGGCCUUUGCGCUUACCUGUUACGGCGUGGUUCAUACUGCAGGGGACUUUAGAGACAGGGAUGCCACUUCGGAACUAAAGGAUAUGACAUUUGACACCUUAAGGAAUCGCCCGUCUUUUUACGUGUUUCACCGUUCUGGCUACCGACUGUUCCAGCGUCCGGAUUCAACCCAUUCUUCAAACCUCAGCGCGUCAUCUUCUGACUUACCGUUGAAGUUUUGAAAGCUCAAAUCACCGCACCAUUCAGCUUUUUAACGAGUUAAGUAACAGGACAGACGCAGAAUUAAGUACCGGGAUUUGGGAUGUGAAACACCCCCAACACAUCAGUAUUUUUACUGAUAUUUCAGACUUAAUUAAAAAAAAAAAAGCUCUAUAAAUAAAUAAAUAAAUAAGAGAUAUUUAUGCCAGGUACCCAGUCACAGCUGUAGAACGCUGAUUAACUGUGGAUUUGUUUUUGGGUGAGGUAAACAUUUGAAUCUUGGCCCAGGUAAAGCAGAUACUGCAGGUGGCCCUUACCCCGGCCAUCCAGGGGCUGGAUAGAACAAAAAGGCCUCAGUAAGGAAGACAUGCUUUUGCAUGCUUGAACUUUCGAUCUUUCUUUGGCUCUGUCCCCUAAACCCAGACAUGAACUCUUCUUACAUUCUGAGCCUGUGAGACUAAACUUGCAUGUGGGCUCUCCUGAGUCUGUGCACUGAUUACAGUCUUGAAGGAACUGGAAGGUUUUCACAAUGUCUGAUUUGAUUCUUCAUUCCGACUCUCACCACAGGUUCCUCCUGGGCUCUCAGACUGAUGAUCUGGAGGCCGCUGUGAGCUAUAAGCUCGGAGAUGGCGAUGAUUUUCCAUGCUGGGUGAAGAGGCCUAACUGAAGUAGAGAAAGGCCAGCAUUCCCAGAAUAGUGCACAUAAGAGGUGGAAGAGCCUUGCCCCUUCCAAGCUAGCUACCCCUGUCGCCAGUUCCACGUGCUGCUUGCUGUGGGCUGAUUGUAUGCCCACUUCUCUUUUUGCUGCGGUUCCAUACGAGAUUUUGCCAUUUGCAAAUGUAUUAAGGUUUGUCAGAGGACUGGAAUCAAGGAGGGGAAUGUGUUUAUAUAAAACUGUCCCCUGGUGUCUGCAGGGGAUUGACUCUGUCGCCAUGUACAGGAACCAAAAUUCUUGGAUGCUCAGGUAGGUUUUAGAAAAUGACAUUGUAUUUCCACAGAACCUCUGCCCACCCACCCAUAUACUUCCAGUCAUCUCCAGGUUACAUGUAACACCUAAUCCCAUGUGAAUUCUGUGUAAACAGUUGCUGUACUGCUUUGUUUAGGGAAUAAUGAUAAGAAGAUGCUAGCAUGUGUUCAGUCCAGAUGGAAUUUCUCCCAAAUAAAUUUGGUUAGCAGUUGA
Messenger RNA from Mus musculus (house mouse), 2331 nucleotides. It is a transcript of the gene Mmgt2, whose product is annotated as membrane magnesium transporter 2. Gene Ontology annotation, cellular component: cytoplasm; Golgi membrane; early endosome membrane. The transcript has 2 exons. The coding region runs from base 217 to 702 and encodes 161 amino acids. Lineage: Eukaryota; Metazoa; Chordata; Mammalia; Rodentia; Muridae. The record is from RefSeq and is a predicted model, not a curated record. Gene Ontology annotation, biological process: magnesium ion transmembrane transport; manganese ion transmembrane transport; copper ion transmembrane transport.